GCAAGUGCAUGUUCUUUGUAUGAACUAUUUCUUAAAAGAUUGAGAUAGAGAAAUCUGUAGCAAAGUGUCCUGUAACAUCUGUUGUGUCUUGUGGCCGAGGACAAAAACAGGAUACGGCCCUGGGACUGCAGUGUGAACCAGCAGUGUGAACCAGCAGCAUCACCAUCUCUCUUCAUGCUGCACUACAAAAGGGGUCCGUGUUACUGUUAUUGAAAUGAUGGGACAGAGUGCCAAAGUCUUUGCUAAGUGGUUUUCUUUGACGUCCUCAGCUGCUCAAGGAAAAAGUCUCAACCAGGAAAGAGGAAAAGACAAAGAGAACAUCAGGCAAAUUCACGAACAACUGUGUAUGGAGCUGAACUCACUUCAGCGUGAAUAUAAACACGUCAGACAGGUUGUGUACACUCUGCAACAAGACUAUGAGAGAUCUAAAGAUUUCGACCCCUUAAGGCGCUAUGGUUUACUGAAAGGCAUGAUUAAAAGAACAAUUCUUCAUUUUAAACUUAAUGAAGAUAAAGUUCCUGGAUCUAUUUCGAUAACUGGAAUUCGAAGCCUUGCCAAUGGAUAUAAAGAAUUGUCCUAUUCUCUAGAAUUAACAAGGAGAAAGGCAGAUUUAGAUGAUAUGUCUGUAGAACAGAUUGAGUCGGAAGUUGAACAAUUACGUCAUCAGGUGAACGGGUUGAAGGGUCGGUGCUCUCUUGUGUCAGAUACUGUCUCACAGUUAGAAAACAAAUACGAACAAUCCAAAAAUUUUGCUCCACCGAAACGGUACGAACUGAUGAAGAAAAUGGUUCAAAAUGUCGUGAAUGACCAAUUCAUAUGACAUUUCUUUAUAUUGACAGCAGGACAAAAGAAAUUUCUGCAACACCGCCAUUUUUCAUAUCAAUCCAACAAUUAUAAAUGAUAUCCAUAAAUCGCCAUACCGAAGAAAACAUAAUUUCAAUUUAAACAAUUGAAUGAGACAUUCACUGAUAGAGUACAUGUAUAUAAAUCUGCGCAAAGCGUGAAAAAUUAACAGAAAAUAAGUGUGUUUUGUUUCAAAAAAUUAUUUAUAUUAUUUAUCUUUAGUACAUUAUUUUAACUUUGAUCACGAUUAAUAAUAAUAUUUCAGUUUUAUAAUCAAUUUAAAGUAAUAUAUUUUUUUUUUACGUAUUUGAUCACUUUAGAGUUGGUCCUUUUAUAUA
This is a messenger RNA of Saccostrea cuccullata (small rock oyster), 1181 nucleotides long. RefSeq lists its product as uncharacterized. Lineage: Eukaryota; Metazoa; Mollusca; Bivalvia; Ostreida; Ostreidae. The transcript has 4 exons. The coding region runs from base 215 to 820 and encodes 201 amino acids. The record is from RefSeq and is a predicted model, not a curated record.